CGCGGUUUCCUGCUUCAACAGUGCUUGGACGGAACCCGGCGCUCGUCCCCCACCCGGGCCGGCCGUUCAGAGCCAGCCCUCCGCCAUCUCUUCGUCGCGCCCUCGGACCGCUCCAAGGCCCCGCCGCCGCUUGCCGCCGCCUUUUCUCAGCCGCCGCCAUGACGACCGCGUCCCCCUCGCAGGUGCGCCAGAACUACCACCAGGACUCUGAGGCCGCCAUCAACCGCCAGAUCAACUUGGAGCUCUACGCCUCCUACGUCUACCUGUCCAUGUCUUACUACUUUGACCGCGAUGAUGUGGCUUUGAAGAACUUUGCCAAAUAUUUUCUUCACCAAUCUCAUGAGGAGAGGGAACAUGCUGAGAAACUGAUGAAGCUGCAGAACCAGCGAGGUGGCCGAAUCUUCCUUCAGGAUAUCAAGAAACCAGACCGUGAUGAUUGGGAGAACGGGCUGAAUGCAAUGGAGUGUGCAUUACAUUUGGAAAAGAGCGUGAAUCAGUCACUACUGGAACUGCACAAACUGGCCACUGAUAAAAGUGACCCCCAUUUGUGUGACUUCAUUGAGACUCAUUACCUGAAUGAGCAGGUGAAAUCCAUCAAAGAAUUGGGUGACCACGUAACCAACCUGCGCAAGAUGGGGGCUCCCGAAUCUGGCAUGGCAGAGUAUCUCUUUGACAAGCACACCUUGGGAAACAGUGAUAGUGAAAGCUAAGCCUUAGGCUGUCUUCCCAUAGCCACAAGGGUGACUUCCCUGGUCACCAAGGCAGUGCAUGCAUGUUGGGGUUACCUUUACCUUUUCUAUAAGUUGUACCAAAACAUCUACUUAACUUCUUUCAUUUGUACCAUUCUUCAAAUAAAGUAAUUUGGUACCCAAAAAAAAAAAAAAA
Messenger RNA from Zalophus californianus (California sea lion), 885 nucleotides. RefSeq names its product ferritin heavy chain. The coding region runs from base 159 to 710 and encodes 183 amino acids. The transcript has a single exon. Gene Ontology annotation, cellular component: cytoplasm. The record is from RefSeq and is a predicted model, not a curated record. Gene Ontology annotation, molecular function: ferric iron binding; ferrous iron binding. NCBI's taxonomy places the organism in Eukaryota, Metazoa, Chordata, Mammalia, Carnivora, Otariidae. Gene Ontology annotation, biological process: iron ion transport; intracellular iron ion homeostasis.